This is a messenger RNA of Penicillium verhagenii, 1701 nucleotides long. RefSeq names its product MFS transporter. NCBI's taxonomy places the organism in Eukaryota, Fungi, Ascomycota, Eurotiomycetes, Eurotiales, Aspergillaceae. The record is from RefSeq and is a predicted model, not a curated record. The annotation marks the transcript as partial. Gene Ontology annotation, biological process: transmembrane transport; intracellular polyamine homeostasis. The transcript is spliced from 3 exons. Gene Ontology annotation, molecular function: polyamine transmembrane transporter activity.
AUGCUUGGGUUACAACAGCUCAGUACCAUCUUUUCUCGAGAUUCGAGCUUAGCACCAACCAGCAGUGCCGGAAGCACUGAACCUAUCGUGACCGGAAGUCAUGGAAUCGAAUCACAAGUCCAUGACUCUACUCUCACUGGCUACGAGCAGGAGAAAAAUGACGAUGCCGAAGCGCCACGAACUUUGGUGCGCCAAUAUACGGAGCUCGGACCGCCUGUUGUGGUGCCACGACUCAAACGAAGAGGACUCUUUAGCCAGCUGGUGCUCAUCGCCGAGAUCGAGGAUCCGAGAACGUAUUCUCGAAACAUGAAAUGGUUCAUCACCUUUAUAGUUGCAACAGCUGGAGUACUUGCACCACUGGGAAGCUCGAUUUUCUUUCCUUCGCUUUCCCAAGUAUCCAACGAGUUAAACACAACACCCACUUUGACCAACUUGUCCAUAUCCUUGUAUAUGCUGGCAAUGUCGAUCUGCCCUCUGUGGUGGUCGUCCCUCAGUGAACGACUGGGGCGAAGGACAAUUUAUCUGACCUCAUUUCUUCUGUUCGUUAUUUUCAAUAUUCUCUGCGCCAUUUCCCACACAAUCGCCAUGUUGAUAAUCAUGCGAAUGCUCAUGGGUGGUGCAGCCGCUUCGGUUCAAGCUGUGGGUGCUGGGACGAUUGCAGACAUGUGGGAGAUUCACGAACGAGGCCAUGCAAUGAGCAUUUUUUACCUGGGGCCUUUGUGUGGACCAUUGCUGGCCCCAAUGAUCGGCGGCCUUUUAGCCCAACGCUGGGGCUGGCGGAGUACCCUGUGGUUCUCUGCCUUCUUUGGUGGUCUCAUAUUUCUCUUUAUUCUUUUCGUUCUGCCAGAAACGUUGAGUGUACAAGAGCCGAUGCUGCCCUCGGUUGAACAAGAUGAAGAUACCUGCAUCAGCCGCUCACUCAGUAUCAUAUCGAGCCACAAGGUAACCACAGUCAGAUGGUUGAAGCUGUUGAAGAUAAACUUCAUCGACCCUUUGAAGAUCGUCUUCUACUUGCAGUACAUCCCGGUGCUCUUGAGUGUGUACUAUGGCAGCAUUGCCUUCGGAUCCCUUUACGUGUUAAAUAUCAGCAUCGCGGACACAUUUAGCAAGCCACCAUACAACUUUGAUACCGUUAUGAUCGGCUGUCUUUACAUUCCAAAUUCCUUGGGUUACUUCAUUGCCAGCACAUUUGGUGGACGGUGGAUGGAUAGCAUCAUGCACCGGGAAGCGAAAAAGGCAAAUCGAUACAAUGAAAAGGGAAGGCUGGUGUUUCUCCCAGAGGAUCGGAUGCGGGAGAACGCUUGGCUCGGCGCUUUUCUAUACCCUGCCGCCUUGAUCUGGUAUGGUUGGACCGUAGACAAAGGAGUCUUUUGGCCAGUACCGAUCAUCGCUAAUUUUUUCUUCGGCAUCGGCUCUGUGCUAAUAUUCAGCAUGGUUACUACUAUGCUCACUGAAUUUAUGCCGAACAAAUCCUCCAUCGGGGUGGCCCUGAAUAACUUUGUGCGAAAUAUCUUUUCUUGCGUGGGCUCCCUCAUCACAGCACCUCUCAUCAAUGCGAUUGGAAACGGUUGGCUCUUCAGUAUUUUCGGAAUCAUUGGAUUUAUUAGCGCCUCUGUCAUCCUUUGCAUGCAGACAUAUGGUCCUCAAUGGAGAUUGAAGAUGGACGAGCAUAUGAAGUCACCUCAGGCGAAAUCCCAUUCG